This is a messenger RNA of Coturnix japonica (Japanese quail), 729 nucleotides long. The record is from RefSeq and is a predicted model, not a curated record. NCBI's taxonomy places the organism in Eukaryota, Metazoa, Chordata, Aves, Galliformes, Phasianidae.
GGGACGGCUUAUGGGGUCGGCUUGAUGGCGAGGCAUACGGUCAUGGUCGGUGCCCAUAGGGACGAUCCAAUGGGGCUCCGUUCUGCUCACUCGCUGCUGCCCAAUCAGGUGACGGUGCCGCAGCUCCCCGUCCAAUCAGCGACGUCGCCCGAGCUCAAUCACGGCCACGAUCCGUAUAGGGGCCUGGCGUCCGGUUUGCAAGGUCAGAGCGUGUCGUCGGGCAGCUCGGAGCUGAAAUCGGACGAUGAAGGCGGCGCCGACGAGAAUCAUUUGCACGAGGCCAAAAGCGGCUGCAACAGCAACAGCAGCAACAACGGCAGCGACGACAAGAAGCCGGAGGACGACAAGAAGGAGCUGAAAGCAAUUACGAGGUCAAGGUCUAGCAACCCGGAAGAGGAAGACUUAACCCCGGAGCAAAAAGCAGAGAGGGAAAAGGAGCGACGCAUGGCCAACAAUGCAAGAGAGAGACUGAGAGUGAGGGACAUCAACGAGGCCUUCAAGGAGCUGGGCAGGAUGGUGCAGCUGCAUCUGAAGAGCGACAAACCGCAAACCAAGCUGCUCAUCCUGCAUCAGGCCGUGGCCGUCAUCCUCAGCUUGGAGCAGCAAGUCAGAGAGCGCAACCUGAACCCGAAGGCGGCUUGUUUGAAGCGUCGGGAGGAAGAGAAAGUGGGGGAGGGGGGAGGUCCAUAUCGACGACGGAGCGACUUCCGCCCCCCCCUAAUUAGUUAA